GUUUUUUUCUCUCUAUCUUCGAUUUUUUUUUUUCCUUUUCUUUUCUUUUUAUCUUCAUAUAUUUAUAUACAAUUGUACAGUAGAGAGUAUGGAAGAAGGAGGCAGAUACAAUACUUACUUGAAUCCUUAUUCCAACAAUGGGAAUAAUGCUAGUGGAAGUGGUGGUAGUAGUAGUGGUAUAGGUUUGAGUGGAGCAUCAGGUGGCCCAAUACGCAGAGGUCAUCGUGACCCUCGAAGUAGACGUAACAAUGAUCCAUAUGGUUUACAUCAAAGACAUGGUCAUGGUCGAAUGGAUCCUAGAGAUGAAGAAAAACCUUGCCGGACCUUAUUUGUUAGGAAUAUACAGUUUGAUACCACACCAGAAGAGAUUUGGAAUGUGUUUGGUCCAUAUGGAGACAUUAAGGAAAUAUACAACAAAGUUGAAACCAGAGGACUUGCCUUUGUUCAUUAUUAUGAUUUACGAUCAGCUGAACGUGCCAAAGCAGAUUGUGAUAAUAUCAAAAUUAAGGAUAGAAAUUUGGAUAUCCAUUAUUCUCUACCAAAGGAUGAUCUUCGAGUCAUCAAAUGUGAUGAAACAAAAAAUCAAGGCACAUUAUUAUUAUCCUUGAAUGGAAGUCAAUCUUCUCUUGUUGAUAGUGAAUUAUAUGAAUAUUUCAAAAAGUUUGGUGAUGUCAAAGUUAUUCGAACUCCUGCAUUCAAAACAUAUACUGAAAAUACAGAACGAUGGCAACGGCUGGUAGAAUUUUAUGAUUCCCGUGAUGCUGUCCGAGCUGCUACUGCCACUCACAAGCAAAGCUACAAAAAUGGUAUUUGGGAUGUGACCUACUUUUGGGAUCAACCGCCAAGACAACGAGAUACUUCACCUUCUCACCGUGCCGAUAGAUUUCGACGCCAAGAUACAAGACAUCAUCGUGAAAGAAAUGAUUAUCGUCAAGAUAGAGAACGCACAGAUCAUCAUCAACAUCAUUACCCAUCACCAUCAAGUGCUCCACCGCCACCUCACUCUAUUCAAUCAGAAUCAAGCAAUAUGACCAACGCACAAAAAGCUCAACAGUUACUUGCAUUAUUAGCUCAACUCCAAAAUGUUCAGAAUACAGCUCAACAACAACCAUUGCAACAACAACCACAAUCAUCUGGGUAUACAGUACCAAACCUUGCUCAACAACAACCGCAACUAUCACAACCAUCUGGAUAUACGGUGCCAAGUUUUACUCAACAGCAACAAUCACAACCAUCUGGAUAUACUGGAACAAGCACUAUUCCCUCUCAACAACAACAAUUACCACUAGGACAAGGACAAAAUCAAAUUCAACAAUUAAUGGGAUUAUUGAGUCAAGCUACCGGUGUGACACUUCCAGCACAUGGGAAUCAAAAUCAACCUCAACCUCAACCAAUGGUACAACAAAACUAUCAUCCACAGUAUUCUCCUCAACAUCUUAAUCAACCACAAAAUCAACAACAGCAACCUUAUUUGAAUCAUCCUACAUCUCCUCACAAGAAUACUGGACAUCCUCCGUAUAAUCCAUAGUUAAUUCUCCAUACAUGCUUUAGUGAUUUAGUUUCUUACUUUAAUAGUCCUUUUCUCCUUUUAUAUAUUAUUUUUCAAAAAUAAAGCACUUACAAUGACACGAUCCGCA
Messenger RNA from Halteromyces radiatus, 1637 nucleotides. RefSeq lists its product as uncharacterized. NCBI's taxonomy places the organism in Eukaryota, Fungi, Mucoromycota, Mucoromycetes, Mucorales, Cunninghamellaceae. Gene Ontology annotation, molecular function: RNA binding. The coding region runs from base 89 to 1528 and encodes 479 amino acids. The transcript is spliced from 10 exons. The record is from RefSeq and is a predicted model, not a curated record.